AUGCAGUCUCUCAAAUUUCUGGCACUUUGGAUGCUUUUCUCCGUUCUUGAACUUCAUGUAGACGCACUCAAGUGCUAUUCCUGUGACCAUGCCACUGUCGAGGAAUGCUCUCAGCCCAAUAUUCACGCCCUAAGUGUCAUGACUUGUCCUCCAGUUUACACAGAGUGCAUCAAAAUUAUCGGAAACUCUUCCGCAGGAGACUUUACCAUUAGAGGAUGUGGACCACCUGAAGUUUGUCAGACGGCGGAUGAGUUUUUCGAUGGAUUUGCGGAAUGUCAUGUCUGCAGUACUAAUCUCUGCAAUUCCAGCUCAAUCCUGAUCAUUUCUCACCUGAUCUUGACACUUCCACUUGCAGUUUACCUCAAAAGACUUUUAGUAUGAAUGUUGAAGACACAACUGAUAAACUUUUCGCUGAAAUCAAUCAUCAAACAAACAUCUUAGGGCGUAAUCUCUCUGACGAUUUGGUUACAAACAACUUUCCAUCUUUUUUUAGUGGUAAAAAUGAUAAGAUAAGAUAAGGUGAAUAAUGAGUUAGGCUUGUCUGAAAGGUAUUUUAUCAUUCAAAUUUUCAAUAAAAAAACAUGAAACUCAAACUAUUUUAUGUAGGGGAGACCGGAGCACCCCCAAGCGGCAUUUGAUAUCCAAAUAAUGUAUAUCUCAAAUGUAAUCAAUAUAUUUUCAUCGUAAUUGAGCUAUUUCUAAAAAAAAAAUAUAAUAUAUGGACAUGAUAAAAGUAUAUUAUCUUAAAAUUAUAUGCGUUAAGUCUUUAGAAAUUUGACGGAAUAAGUAGAAUUUUAUGCUGGAUUUUUAAAUAAAUUUUACUUCUUUUGGCAAUGCAAUGAAGUUCUUCUUUCCACUUGCAAUUAUGCUAUUUUACCAAACACUACCACCAUAACUCUAAAUCGUUAUGAUAAUUCUUUAAAUUUGGCUCAGGAAUCUCCUAGUUAUUUUUUCUAAGAUUUUCAGUCCUACCCCAAGUAGCACUUUUUACUAUAAAGUAAAUGAAAGGACGGUUAACUGUAGGAAAAAUAUGUUGAAGGUUUUACUAUGUUUUUCUAUCGAUAUUUUGGUGAAUUAGAAACUUUUAUAUCCAAAAUAUAUCUAUUUCAGUUGAAGAAAAAAUAACUUGAAAAUACCGAGAUUUUAACUUUCAAUUGAUAAAUUGUCAUUUAUUGUGCAUUUUUACUGAUAUAGUUUUCUCAUUUAAAAUUAUUAAUUUGUAACGAUACAGGUAGAAUUUUUUAAUUUUUUGUCUUUCCGCCCCUUUUCAAGAAAUAUUUUCCUAACCGUAAUCGCAAUUUUUUGGAUGACGUUUGUUGGAUAAAAUGUAAUAUAAAAAAAAUAUAAGCAAUUUUUUUCUAAA
Phlebotomus papatasi is the source of this 1363-nucleotide messenger RNA. RefSeq lists its product as uncharacterized. The record is from RefSeq and is a predicted model, not a curated record. Bases 1 to 381 code for a protein of 126 amino acids. The transcript is spliced from 3 exons. Gene Ontology annotation, biological process: positive regulation of voltage-gated potassium channel activity; regulation of synaptic transmission, cholinergic; sleep. Lineage: Eukaryota; Metazoa; Arthropoda; Insecta; Diptera; Psychodidae.